AUGCAGUCAGUCCAGGGGCUGUUGCUGGGAUUGCUGCUGGCAGUGGCGAGCACAGGCAGGACAGGGGUCUCCUGGGGACUCCUGCGACCCCUGUGCCGGCCCAUCAAUGCCACGCUGACCGCCGAGAACGAAGCCUGCCCCUUCUGCAUCGCCUUUACCACCAGCAUCUGUGCCGGCUACUGCCCCAGCAUGGUUCGGGUGCUGCCAACCGCCCUGCCACCUGUGCCACAGCCCGUGUGCACCUACCGCGAGAUGCAGAUCGGCUCCAUCCAGCUGCCCGGUUGCCCGCCCGGCGUGGACCCCACCGUGUUCUUCCCCGUGGCCCUGAGCUGCCGCUGUGGGCCCUGUCGCCUCAGCAGCUCGGACUGCGGGGGCCCCAAGGGCCACGCCCCGACCUGUGAGCGCCCCCUCCUCCCAGACCUCCUCUUCCUUUGA
Suncus etruscus (white-toothed pygmy shrew) is the source of this 435-nucleotide messenger RNA. Its product is annotated as lutropin subunit beta-like. Lineage: Eukaryota; Metazoa; Chordata; Mammalia; Eulipotyphla; Soricidae. Gene Ontology annotation, cellular component: cytoplasm; extracellular region. The record is from RefSeq and is a predicted model, not a curated record. The transcript has 3 exons. Bases 1 to 435 code for a protein of 144 amino acids. Gene Ontology annotation, molecular function: hormone activity. Gene Ontology annotation, biological process: G protein-coupled receptor signaling pathway.